AUGUCUCGACAGCUGCAAGUAGCAUCCAAAUUGGAAAUGCGUGCAGUGAUUCGUUUCUUGGGCGAAAAGAUUAACUGCUGUGAAAUGUUUCGGCACUUGUAUGACGUUUAUGGUGAAAAUGCAACGGGACGUCAAGCUAUCGCGAACUGGUGCGACAUGCUUCACAACGAGCGUACAGAUAUUGACGACGCUCAGCGAGAGGGAAGACCAUCAACUGCCACAGAGUCUGAAAUUGAUGCUAGCGUGAAUGAAUGUAUUCUUGCAAAAAGACACAUAACAAUCGACGAGAUCUCUAAUAAACUGGGUAUCUCUUAUGGAAGUGUGCAUAAAAUUAUUGCCGAUCAGCUUCAAUUUCAUAAAUUUUGUGCUCGAUGGUGCCUCGUCUACUGA
This is a messenger RNA of Stegodyphus dumicola, 390 nucleotides long. RefSeq lists its product as uncharacterized. NCBI's taxonomy places the organism in Eukaryota, Metazoa, Arthropoda, Arachnida, Araneae, Eresidae. The record is from RefSeq and is a predicted model, not a curated record.